Aspergillus mulundensis is the source of this 4251-nucleotide messenger RNA. It is a transcript of the gene spt6, whose product is annotated as chromatin-remodeling histone chaperone SPT6. The transcript is spliced from 4 exons. Gene Ontology annotation, molecular function: nucleosome binding; DNA binding; histone binding. The coding region runs from base 1 to 4251 and encodes 1416 amino acids. Gene Ontology annotation, cellular component: transcription elongation factor complex. The record is from RefSeq and is a predicted model, not a curated record. NCBI's taxonomy places the organism in Eukaryota, Fungi, Ascomycota, Eurotiomycetes, Eurotiales, Aspergillaceae. Gene Ontology annotation, biological process: nucleosome organization; mRNA transcription by RNA polymerase II; transcription elongation by RNA polymerase II.
AUGAGCGCCCGGGACCUCGUGGAGGGGGAGGCCAUGUUGGACGAUGAGGAGAAUGAGGAGGAGCUUGUUGAUGAAUAUGGCGAAGGCGGAGAACGCCUCGGUAGAGGUGGCAAUCAUUACGAUUCAAGCGAGGAGGAUGAAGAUGAGGAUGAUGACGAAGAGGCAGCUCGCGCUGUCCGAGAAGGAUUCAUUGUCGACGAAGACGAAGAAGAGGACGACCGCGAGCAUCGCCGACGGGAGAAAAGGAAACGAAGACGCGAAGAACGAGAACGCGAAGAUGAACAUCUCGACGCUGAAGAUCUUGAACUGAUCGGCGAGCUCAAUCCGGGGCUCCAAUCUGCAGCUGCAGCAGAUUCGAAAUUCAAGCGCCUCAAACGCGGUCAUAAAGAUCGAGAUUCGCGGCAGCCGUCUCAGGCCAUUAAUGACUUCUUCAACUCCGACGAAGAAGAUGAGCCCGCACCAGACUACCACAGGCACCCAAGGCAUCCGGGCGAUGAGAUGGACGAUUUCAUCGAAGAAGAUGUGUUCUCGGACGAUGAAGGAGUAGAAAAGGAAGAUUUAGAGGUUGCCCGUCCCAGGAAAUCUAUUGGCUUUGGGGCCACGGAUACCACUGGCCUUGACGAGAACGCUCUUGAUGACAUGCGCGCUGCUUUUGGAGAUGGAAACGAGUACGAUUUUGCUCUUGCUAUGGAGGAGGAAGAGGAGCAGCAAGAGGAAGAUGUUGAAAAGCAUUUAGACCUCAAGGAUGUCUUUGAGCCGUCGCAACUUGCCGAAAAGAUGUUGACCGAAGAAGAUAACCAAAUUCGCAUGGUAGACGAGCCUGAACGACAUCAGAUUGCGCGCAAACCUUACCGCAAUGUUGUAUUAAGCGAAGACCAAUUCCGAGAAGAAGCCGCCUGGAUUUCAAACCUCAUGCUCCUGAAGAAACGGCUUGAGCCAGAGCUUCGCGAACCGUUCCAGCGCUCCGUGGCUAAGGUUCUGGAGUUUCUCGUCACCGAUGACUGGGAGGUACCGUUUAUUUUCCAACAUCGGAAGGAUUACAUGAUUCACACAGUCAAGGUCCCCGUAGAUGGGGCUUCAGCAGACGAUCCAGGCGCUCAAUAUACAAUCCGGGCAGAGAAGUUGCUGAACAUGACCGAUUUGUGGGAUAUUUUUGACCAUGACCUCAAGUUCAAAGCCCUGGUUGAAAAACGCAACACUAUCCAAAAAACAUAUGACAACAUCCGAGCGGUUUUCUCAGUCGACGACUCGAUUGUGGAGGAAAUGCUACCCGUAGCAACUACCAUGGAGGAGCUACAGGACGUCCAGGAUUAUCUUCAUUUCCAGUACGCCUCGCAGAUAAGAGAUCUGACCCUCACCAACGGAGACGCUACCGGGGAAGUCCAAAGACGAAAGGCGCUCACGAGGAACUUUUUCGAGCGUGUCCGAAAUAGCAAGGCGUAUGGUCUCGUACGCGCGUUUGGUAUCUCAGCAGAUGCAUUCGCUCAAAACUGCUUGAAAGAAGGCCGUCGUCAAUACACGGAAGAUCCUUCUGAGCGUCCGGACGACAUGGCGGAUGGGUUCGUUGAUAAUGAUUUCAACAACUCAUCGCAAGUAGUCAAGGCGGCCAAGGGUAUGUUUGCAGAGGAAAUUGUGAUGAGUCCUAAGAUGCGCAAAGUCAUCCGCCAAGCUUACUACAUGAAUGGUGCCGUGGAUUGCUUCCGCACUGAAAAAGGCCUGCGGCGCAUUGAUGAACAACACCCAUACUAUGAAUUCAAGUAUCUGCGAGACCAACAACUUAGCGAUAUCGCGCGCAGCCCAGAACUAUUCCUCCGCAUGUUGAAGGCAGAAGAGGAAGGUCUGAUCGAGGUCAAGGUGCGAUUUGAGAACUUUGAAAACUUCCGCAAGCGGUUAUACCCCAACAUCGAGUCGGAUAACUACAGCGAACUCGCAGACUCUUGGAAUCGUAUGCGACGCGAAGCUGUUGAUUUAGCUCUAGGAAAGCUAGAGCGCGUGAUCAACCGCAGUGUUAAGGAGAACAUUCGCCAGGAAUGCGAAAAUCAUGUUGCAAAAGAAUGCCGAGAGGCUUUCUCUCAACGCUUGGAUCAGGCCCCAUAUAAGCCGAAAGGUAUGAUUUUGGGUACGGUUCCUCGCGUCUUGACGCUGUCCACAGGCACCGGAGUUGUCGGCCGAGCCCCCAUUCAUUGGUCUUACGUUGAGGAGGACGGUCGGGUCCUUGAAAACGGCAAGUUCACCGACUUGUCUUUGGGUGACAGGGAUCGCGGCAUUGCCGACGGCAAAGAUUUGGACGCCCUGGUUGAGCUUGUUAAUCGCCGUCACCCGGAUGUCAUUGGUGUGUCGGGCAUGUCUCCCGAGACUCGACGAUUAUACAAGUUAUUGACUGAAAUUGUGGAUACGAGGGACCUGCGCGGCGCUUUAUACACUGAUGACCGUGAUGAGGAGGUCAGCGACCGCCUUGAUGUAGUGAUCGUUAACGAUGAAGUGGCACGGCUUUAUCAAAACAGUGAGCGGGCGAAGAAAGACCAUCCCAGCUUCGCUCCCCUUACCCACUACUGCGUAGGGCUUGCCAAGUAUCUGCAGAGUCCUCUGAAGGAGUAUGCCUCGCUCGGUCGGGACAUUGUGUCGAUUCAGUUUAAGCCGGGUCAGCAGCUGGUGGCACAAGAGUUACUGCUGAAGCAGCUCGAAACCGCGUUGGUCGACAUGGUAAACCUGGUUGGGGUUGAUAUUAACGAAGCUGUCUCGGACCAAGCUACAGCUAACCUUCUCCCGUACGUCUGUGGGUUGGGUCCCCGCAAGGCAGCACAUCUUCUGAAGAUAGUAAACAUGACUGGAGGUGUGGUCAACAGUCGGUUUGCAUUGCUUGGAGUGGGAGUGCAGUAUCCGGCCAUGGGAGUCAAGGUAUGGAACAACUCGGCAAGUUUUCUUUACAUCGACUAUGAGAGCGCAGAUGCGGAUGCGGAUCCCCUCGACAACACCCGAGUGCAUCCGGAAGACUACGAUAUUGCUCGCAAGAUGGCAGCGGACGCAUUGGAGUUGGACGAGGAGGAUAUCAAGGCAGAAACAGAUGAUAAUGGGCCUGGUGCCAUUGUGCGCAAACUUUUCCGACAAGAUGAUCAGGACCGCGUGAACGACCUAAUUCUCGAGGAAUACGCAGAACAGCUUGAGAGGAACCUCAACCAGCGCAAGCGGGCUACACUCGAAACGAUUCGCGCAGAACUCCAGCAGCCUUACGAAGAACUGCGAAAGCAAUUUGUUUUCCUCAGCACAGAUGAUAUCUUCACCAUGCUCACUGGUGAGACAACAGAGACGCUUGCGGAGGGCAUGGUUGUACCGAUCUCUAUCAAGAGCAUCAGGGACGACCAUAUCGAAGGCAAGCUGGACUGCGGUGUGGACGCACUUGCGGGAGAAUCAGAAAUGACAGAUCGCUACGACAUCCCUGUUAGGGCUAUCUACUCACUCCACCAGACUGUACCAGCCAAGGUGAUGUUCCUGAAUCGCAAGACCUUUACGUGUAACGUCUCGCUUCGUGAGGAGCAAGUCAGCCGGCCAUCUAGGCCAGCUGCCGACCGAGCACACGCAGGCGAAUGGGACCAUCGCCAGGAAGAUCAGGAUCGGGAAGCUCUCGAGGCCAAGACACAGGACGGCGGACGGACGAUGCGUGUUAUCAAGCAUCCGCUGUUCCGGCCGUUCAACUCCACGCAGGCAGUGGAGUUCCUCGGAUCCCAAAGUCGCGGCGAUGUAGUUAUCCGACCGUCUUCAAAGGGACCCGACCACCUGGCCGUCACCUGGAAGGUGGCUGAUGGCAUCUUCCAACAUAUCGAUGUGCUAGAAUUGGACAAGGAAAAUGAGUUUUCUGUUGGGCGUACGCUGAAGGUCGGAGGCCGAUUCACGUACAGUGAUCUGGACGAUCUGAUCUUCAACCAUGUCAAAGCCAUGGCCAAGAAGGUAGAUGAGAUGAUGCUGCAUGAAAAGUACCAAGAGGGCAGCAAAGACACGACCUACCAGUGGCUAGAGACAUAUACCAAGGCCAACCCGAGACGGUCGGCGUACGCCUUCUGCAUCGACCCCAAGCAUGCGGGGUAUUUCUUCCUUUGCUUCAAGGCCGGAGAGCAUGCGCAAGUGCAUAGCUGGCCGGUCAAGGUGAUUCCUCAAGGCUACGAGCUGCAGCGCAACCCUUACCCAGACAUGCGGGCACUGUGUAAUGGGUUUAAGCUGUUGUUCACCAAUAUGCAGAGUGGGAAGCGACGAUAA